Messenger RNA from Leptopilina boulardi, 2312 nucleotides. It is a transcript of the gene Cpsf73, whose product is annotated as cleavage and polyadenylation specificity factor 73. The record is from RefSeq and is a predicted model, not a curated record. Bases 163 to 2223 code for a protein of 686 amino acids. Gene Ontology annotation, molecular function: RNA binding; 5'-3' exonuclease activity; RNA endonuclease activity. Lineage: Eukaryota; Metazoa; Arthropoda; Insecta; Hymenoptera; Figitidae. Gene Ontology annotation, cellular component: mRNA cleavage and polyadenylation specificity factor complex. Gene Ontology annotation, biological process: mRNA 3'-end processing by stem-loop binding and cleavage. The transcript is spliced from 2 exons.
UUAUAUAUUCAACUAGUUUUGUUUGGUUACUUUAUUGUAAUUUGUAUAACCUAAUUUUUGGAAAAUGUUACUUUCUAAACAUUGUCAAUUUAAUUAACUUAUUAUGUGACUUGAUAUAAAUAUUAUUUGACGUAUUUAAUAAUUAAUUAAAGACAAUUAAAAAUGUCGGUGAAAAGAAAAUUGGAUGUUCAAGUUCCUGCAGAGGAAAGUGAUUUGAUGUCAAUUAGACCAUUAGGAGCUGGUCAGGAAGUUGGUAGAUCAUGCAUUGUAUUGGAUUUUAAAGGAAAAAAAAUAAUGUUAGAUUGCGGUAUUCAUCCAGGUCUAACAGGAAUGGAUGCUUUACCAUUCGUUGAUUUAAUUGAAGCUGAUGAAAUAGAUUUAUUGUUAAUUUCACAUUUUCAUCUUGAUCACUGUGGAGCAUUACCAUGGUUUUUACAAAAGACCAGUUUCAAAGGCCGUUGUUUUAUGACCCAUGCUACCAAGGCAAUUUACAGGUGGUUAUUGUCAGAUUAUAUUAAGGUUAGCAACAUAGCAACGGAACAAAUGUUAUACACAGAGUCUGACUUGGAAGCAAGUAUGGAUAAAAUAGAGACAAUUAAUUUUCACGAAGAAAAAGAUAUUUUUGGAGUAAAAUUUUGGGCUUACAAUGCGGGUCAUGUACUGGGUGCUGCUAUGUUUAUGAUUGAAAUAGCUGGUGUAAAAAUUCUUUACACUGGUGAUUUUAGUCGUCAAGAAGAUAGACAUUUAAUGGCUGCUGAAAUUCCAAAUGUUCAUCCCGAUGUUUUAAUAACUGAAUCAACAUAUGGAACGCACAUUCAUGAGAAACGUGAAGAUCGUGAAGGAAGAUUUACAAGUUUAGUGAGUGAAAUUGUAACUCGCGGUGGUCGUUGUUUAAUACCAGUAUUUGCAUUGGGCAGAGCACAAGAAUUGCUCCUUAUUUUAGACGAAUAUUGGAGUCAACAUCCUGAAUUACAGGAGAUACCAAUUUACUAUGCUUCAUCGCUUGCUAAAAAAUGUAUGGCAGUUUAUCAAACCUAUGUGAAUGCAAUGAAUGACAAAAUUCGCCGACAAAUUGCAAUAAACAAUCCAUUUGUAUUUAAGCAUAUAUCAAAUUUAAAGGGUAUUGAUCAUUUUGAUGAUAUUGGUCCUUGUGUUGUAAUGGCAUCGCCUGGAAUGAUGCAAAGUGGAUUAUCGCGUGAAUUAUUUGAAUCGUGGUGUACUGAUUCAAAGAAUGGUGUUAUUAUUGCUGGUUAUUGUGUUGAGGGUACUUUAGCGAAAGCAAUUCUUUCUGAACCUGAAGAAAUAACCACAAUGUCGGGACAAAAGUUACCACUGAAAAUAUCAGUUGAUUAUAUAUCAUUUUCAGCGCAUACGGAUUAUCAGCAAACAUCUGAAUUUGUACGUGCUUUAAAACCACCGCAUGUUAUAUUAGUUCAUGGUGAACAAAAUGAAAUGGGUCGAUUAAAAGCAGCGCUUCAACGUGAAUAUGAAGACGAUCCAAGUACAAAUAUGGAAAUUCACAAUCCAAGAAAUACUGUCGCUGUGGAAUUAUAUUUCAGAGGUGAAAAAACAUCAAAAGUUAUGGGAACUUUAGCUAUGGAUACACCAAAAUCAGGACAAAAAUUGUCGGGAGUUUUAGUUAAAAGAAACUUUAAUUAUCAUAUGUUAGCUCCGAGUGAUUUAUCAAAAUAUACCGAUAUGAGUAUGAGUCAAGUUUUACAAAGACAAAGUAUUCAUUUUUCUGCUUCAUUGCCAUUACUUAGACAUUUAUUGGCACAAAUAUCUGGCAAUUUAGAAAUUAUUGAUGAUAAAAGAUUGCGUGUUUUUAAGAGUAUUGACGUUAAUGUUGAGGGAAAAUUAGUAACACUGGAAUGGAUUGCAACGCCUGUUAAUGAUAUGUACGCUGAUUCGGUGCUUACUGCAUUAUUACAAACUGAAAUGAUGGAAACAUUACCAAAAACAUUACCUGCACCGACAAAAAUGGAUAGAAUGCAUUUUAAAGAAUGUCUUAUUGAAUUAUUACAAGAAAUGUUUGGUGAAGAUUCUGUACCGAAAAUUUUUAAAGGCGAAAAACUCUAUGUAACAGUUGAUGGAAAGAAAGCACACAUUGAUCUCAUUAAUCUUGAAGUAACUAGCAAGGAAGAUGAAACACUGCGACAAAUUGUACAAACCGCAGUGACUAAAUUACAUAGAUCCUUAGCUCCACCAUCGGAGAAAGUGUAAUUAUUUUUUAAUUUUUCUAUUAAAAAUAAAACCGUGUUUUUGUGAAAUAUUUCAUCGUUUACAAUAAAUAUUUAACGAUUUUUUUUUAA